Molecule: messenger RNA, 942 nt
Organism: Aspergillus clavatus NRRL 1
Lineage: Eukaryota; Fungi; Ascomycota; Eurotiomycetes; Eurotiales; Aspergillaceae
Product: putative GATA transcription factor (AreB)
Exons: 2
Coding region: 1-942 (313 amino acids)
Biological process (GO): negative regulation of transcription by RNA polymerase II; positive regulation of transcription by RNA polymerase II
Molecular function (GO): zinc ion binding; DNA-binding transcription factor activity, RNA polymerase II-specific; RNA polymerase II cis-regulatory region sequence-specific DNA binding
Source: RefSeq, a predicted model, not a curated record
AUGGCGACAACUUUGGCUGAUCAGAAGCGUUCUCAAUUACAGCCUGUGUGCCAAAAUUGUGGCACAUCCACCACGCCUCUCUGGCGUCGAGACGAACUUGGCUCCGUCCUGUGCAACGCCUGUGGCUUGUUCCUCAAGUUGCAUGGCCGUCCUCGUCCGAUCAGUCUGAAGACUGAUGUGAUCAAGAGUCGCAAUAGAGUCAAGACCGCCGGACAGGGACCGAAGCGUAAGUCCAGCAGCGCUGUCGACGCAAAUGGUCUUUCGACCUCGAGAUCGGACGAUGGCACUCCUCCACUGGGAUCGCAGGGAUAUCGUCGCGCGUCGAGAAAGACGUCACCGGGGCACUCGGAUCGAUCCAAUUCACCAGUAUCCCGAACAGAGACUCCAGGAAUCUCUGGCCUGCAACAACCACAUCCACACAUUUCCAACAUUGCGCCUCAGCAUAUGUUCGACAGCGUCACCCUCGCUGAUCAUACUUUGACCGCGGCCAAUGCCCUUCCUUCGUUGCAGCUGCAUCAACCAACUCCCACGUCGACUUCUUCCGCUGUGGAUCGGCACCCCGAUGCACCCCAGACAUACGAGGGACUCCUUGCUGCCAACGCCUCAUUGAAGACACGCGUGAGCGAACUGGAGCUCAUUAAUGGACUUUUCAGGGGCCGCGUUGCGGAACUCGAACAGAGUGACGCGACUGCACGCCGCUCUGAGAUGAUCGUUCGCGACUCCGAAGCACGUCUUCGUAGAUCUCUUGAAGAAGCCCAACGUCGAGAAGAAGAUCUCAAACGGCGCGUGGGCGACCUUGAGCGGCAGUUGACCGAACAGGUCAGCCUGAACACCAUCACGAACAAUGACGGUUCUGACGAACAUUUGGCCAAGAAGAUCAAACUGUCCGAUGUGGUAGAACACCCAUCCGAUUCACCCAACAAAUCGCCGAAGAGCAUUUGA